GUCAUGUUAACACGACUGCAUAUUGAAAUAUUCACAUCGUAUUGAAUCUAUCCCUAGCUUAUUCUUAUUGCAGUCUAUUUCUACGCAUAUGUAUUUAUGGGUUUUGUUAAUAAAUAGAGCUUUAAUUGCAGAUGUAUGUUGAAUAGCAUACUCGAGUGACACAAUAUACAAAACGAAAUGAAAAUGUGUGAAUUGAUAUAGUUGUAACUUGUGAUUGGAAAAUAAAGGUUACGUUGUAAAAAUGGGAUCCAUGCGACCGACUGGACGGUUCCUCACGUUUGCUAAUAACAUUCAGAGGACACAGAAGCAAACUGUGCCAAGUGGAUUUCCUCAAAGUCUAUCUGGCAGUGAGACAGAUGUGUCAACAUCAAAUGAAAACUUAUCACGAGAGGAGAGGUACGUUGUGCGCCACACCGCACGGGUCGAGCCACAGGGACAGGAGAACCAUAGCCAGGCUAAUAACAAUAACAAUAGGAACUCACUCAAGGAUAGUGUAUCGGGCAGCAAUCGCAAUUCACUCAAAGACUCAGUAGGAGGUGGCAACAGCAACCGGAGCUCCUUAGAUGUCUCCUCUUCUUCAUACAACACUCUCAUCAUCCACAAUCAGGAUGAUUCCUGGUCAUCGCGACCAACACCUAUUCGAGAACACGAACGAACAAACAGUGAAGUAAAACAUUCAAACACACAGUCAUCGCCGUACCACACACUGAAGAAAGAAAGUGUGAAGAAACCCAGCGGCAUUCCCCUUCCGAAGAUGCAUAAAGAGCAAACAGUUACAACCAAUGCUAACUAUAUAGACAUUGGUGGACAGAGGAUAUACACCAGCCCUCCGGAUCACGGAGUCCAGGAAAUCACCGAAAUCCCCGACGACUUCCUCAACCAGUCAUCAGUAUUGAAACACCUCGCAAAGGAGGUAGCGCAGUCGCCCACGCCGCGCGGGCCCACUCCGCCCGCCUCGCCCCGCUCCCCCCACUCCCCGCACUCGCCCCACUCCAACAGAACGCCCUCCAAGCCCAGGGAGGAGAGGAAGGGCAAAGGUUCCAAGGCCAAACUCAGCAAAGAGAAGCUUAACCUGUCGAGAUCGCAACCUGAUUUAACGAGCGUGGGCGUGCGUGCGGUGCCCGGUGGCUCGGAGUCGAGCGGCUGGUGCAGCGGAGGCGAAGGCUCUUUAGAGGAACCCGACGACGCCUUCACAGCGGUACUGGAUUCCUUGGCCGCUGAGAACCAUCAGCUCAAGCGCCAGCUGGCUGAUGCUUGCGAGAGAGUUGCUAAGACUAAUAAGUUAGAGGAGGAAGUGGAAAAAGUUCGAACAGCACACGAGGAGCUAGUGGGGUCGUGUGAGCGACGCGAGCGGCUCGAGUGCGCCGCGAGGGUGAGGCUGCAGGCGGACUGUCGACGGCUACACGAACUGAACAGGGCGCUCAAACAACAGGUGGAGCUGCUGUCGCAGGGCGUGCGCGCGGAGGGCGACGCCAACAGCGAGGCGCUCCGCAAAGAGCUGCAGAACAGGGAGAUGCUCAUCGCGCAACUCAUUACUCAGAAUAAAGAGUUGGCGUGUGCGAAAGAGAGGCAAGAGAUCGAAAUGGCGGCGCAGCGGGCAACACUUCAGGAGCAACGCACGCACAUAGACAUUCUCGACACCGCGCUAACCAACGCGCAAGCCAACGUCGUGCGAUUGGAAGAUGAGUGCCGGCACGCGAGCGGGUACGUGGAGCGCGUGCUGGGCCUGCAGCGCGCGCUGGGCUCGCUGCAGCAAGCCUCUGAUCGACGCGAGCACACCGAGCGGAAACUGCGCGCGCAGCUCGAGACUGAGUUGCAAGCGUUAAGGAAGCGCGAGUGCGCGUGUGGUGGCGUGUCCAACAACUCGGGUGGGAAUGCGGGAGGCGAGGCGGGCGCGGAGGAACUCAAGCGAGCCUUGAGGGAGAGGGAUGAGCGGCUGCUGGCGCUGGAGGGAGAGUGUGCCAAGUGGGAGCAGCGGUACCUCGAGGAGGCUGCACUACGUCAGGCCGCCGUCUCCGCCGCCUCCAUACCCAAAGACGUGAAGAUCGCGGCGUUGGAGAAAACGUCAGCGGACGCGGAACGGCUGAUGGCGGAGGCGCGCAGCGAGAAGAUACGACACAUGGAUGAGCUUCACCUCGCGCAGAAGAAGGUGGCUGACCUCGAGAGCAGAGUCAAAGAGCUGGAGUCGAAAGUGGCGGAACGGGAUGCGAUGAUAAAGGUGCUCCAGAAGCACACGAGCGGCGCCUCGCUGCGGAACAACACUAGUCGAGAGGAGCUCGGCAACCAGUACCUGAGUAAUGUGGGCCUGUCGUCCGGCACGUCGUUCUCCAGCGCAGAGGGCGUGGGAGCCGGCAGCGCGGUGGCGAGCCGCUACAGACACCUCGCGCGACGGAACUAUUCGCCUCACAACGAUAACGCUAGUGGCUGCGGAUUCGACAGUUCGUCGUUACGCCUGGAGGAGCAGCUGGCGGCGCUGGAGUCGCGGCUGGAGCGGCCGCCCGUGCCCGCCCGCGGGCUAUGCUGCUUCCCCGGGCUGGGCACGGUGGGCGCGCGAGGGAACGGACGCGGUGAAGAAGCCCUGUUGUUAGAGAGGCAAGGAAGAGCGUCGCAACAGACGCGUUCCUCCUCCCUACCACCACCACCCUCGGCCUUGCCGCGACCUCCGCGCAAGCCCUCUGCGAGGACUACUAGAUACGACCGCUUAGAGCACAGAGACGCGCGUAAGGAUUCCGACGGAUCCGGCUCAAUAGCCUCCACGGCGUCCCGAAGCUCCCCUCUGCCAUAUGACACAGUGACUCAACGCAAGCUACCCUCAGUGCCAACGUCAGCGUCCUUGCCUGCGGCGGAAUCGCGCGAAUCGCUCGUGCGACCGCGCGACUCCAGUCUGCCUUCGCCGUCUAAACUGGCAGUGUACGCGGCCGCGCGAAGACGAUCUGCGGAAUCAGCCAAAGACAGCAAUAAGCGUGGGCAUCAGUAUCGCAUACAGUUUUAGAACCAUGGGCGUUUUUCUUGGGUCAUAUUUGUUUAAGACAUUGAAAUCGUAAGCCGUAGCGCACUCUACUGAAAUUAAUAGAGCGUUAUUUGACGACACAAUUUUUUUCGUUUUAACUAAAACUUUAUUUUGAGCAAAGUCAAGGUAUGCUUAAUAAAUGGUAAAGUCGUUAAUUCCUGACUUCAAACCUAACAGUUCUUUUAUGAAGAGGUGCCUUGAGAUCUCAAGUGUAUUUAGAUGUAUUAAUAAAAUAAGGGCUCGAAAGUCGGUAAUUCUAAAAAUUACUUAUUGAAUUGCUCAGAAAACUGAUUUCUUGCUAAAAUUUAGCAUACCAAACAUUUGAUCAUUAUUUAUACGUGCCCUUUCAUAUUUUCGUCAUAUAUUUGACGGGCAAGUUUUAGCAGUGUAUCUUAGGUAGAAAUCUAUAGAGCGUGCUUUGACUUUGCUUAGACU
This is a messenger RNA of Maniola jurtina (meadow brown), 3445 nucleotides long. Its product is annotated as angiomotin-like. Gene Ontology annotation, cellular component: plasma membrane; cytoplasmic vesicle; bicellular tight junction. The transcript is spliced from 17 exons. Gene Ontology annotation, biological process: regulation of cell migration; actin cytoskeleton organization. The coding region runs from base 242 to 2992 and encodes 916 amino acids. Lineage: Eukaryota; Metazoa; Arthropoda; Insecta; Lepidoptera; Nymphalidae. The record is from RefSeq and is a predicted model, not a curated record.